CGUUUAUUAUCACAGAUUGUAUUGUUUGUGGGCUUUUGCUAAUUUCUAACAAAAUAAAUAGAACACAAACAUUAAUUAAUGCUCGUGUCAGGUGGACUAACGGCUGCAAGUUGUUUGUUGUGUGCUUGUUAAUGCGUUAUACAUGGUUUAUGAACGUGUUAUUACCUCAUACACUUUCUCAAGAGUUCGCACUAUUUAGACUUUUGUAAUCUCUGUAAUAUGGAGCACAUGUUAGCCAGAUAUGUUAGAUAUAAGCCUACUGCUCCAUGCUGUUCUUUAAUACAACGCUCUUAAUUUAGCUAAUUAGAGGUUGCAUUGUAUUACUGGGAUUUAGACUGACAUCUGUCGUCAUUUAUCCCUGCCAGUACAAUAGUGAUCGAUAUCAAAUGUAUAUUUUGUUGGCUACUGUGUAUCUGCCUGGAUACUAGUCCCACGUCACUGUUGAUUUUUUAAACAAGAAGUGAACCGUAAGCCUAUAUGUAUGUCGACACGUGACUAGAGUGGUGGACAAAAAAAAAAAAAAAGGUGUUAGGCAAUGGCUGAAAUAAAUAGUCCCAGUGACUGUGUUGUUGUCAUGUAGUAGAGGUAAUGUAUUAUGGUGGUUAUGGACCUAACUGUCAUCUAGAUUGUACUAGCCCAGGGGGGUGGGGGUGUCCUUCCCCCAUGCUUUUCCAUGCCCUCCAUAUGGUCACUGAGAGGAGAUCAUCUUUCACUGAACAAACACUCCCAGAGUAGACCUCUCCUUCUCUCAGCAGUUUGUUACCCAGCAGUCACCUCUCACCUACUUCUCCAUAUGCUCCUCUGAACAGGUCCUUGAGUACAUUAGUCAAAUACUUUAAAAUAGUUGAAGUUAUUUGAGGUGUGCUUGAUUUCACUUCAAGUUUGCACUUUUGUGACUACUCUAUUGGGUCUGUUUUACCAAACAACAACAUCAAAGGUACUCACCAGCCUACUUGUGUUAUUGUGUUGCCAUGGAGAAGGCUUGGAGGGUGGAGUUUAGGAACGUGGGUAGUAGCUACUUCCCUCAGAGCCGUGUGGAAUGCCACUACAGUAUCAGCUCCCAACAUACCUGGGCCAGCCAUGACUGGGUCGGACUCUUCAAGGUGGGAUGGUCGUCAGUGAAGGACUACCACACCUUUGUUUGGGCCCUGGCCCCAGCAGGCUACCAGGAGGGCACAGAUGUCAACUGCUGUGUUCACUUCCAGGCCUCCUAUCUGCCCAAGUCCAGUUCCCAGCAGUACCAGUUUGUGUACGUGGAUGGGAAGGGAGAUGUGUGCUCUGCCAGCCCCCAGUUUAUCUUCAGCGCCCCCAAGCCUUUGGAGGACCUGGUCACCCUGGAGGAAGGAGCCCACGGAGAGGAGGGGGGGACCGACAUGCUUCUGGUCGUACCCAGGGCCGAGCUACUGCAGAGUCGCCUGCAAGAGUGUCUGCGGGAGCGAGCCGAGCUGCUCCAUGCACGGGAGGCAGCCGAGAGGAUGAAGGAGAGAGAGAGGGAGAAGUACAGGAGGGCGAGAGAGGCGUGGGACAGAGGGUGUGAGGAGUUGGAGAGGAACGUCGCUGAGCUGAAGGAAGAGCUGCGAGAAAGCAGAGACAGGAUGGAAGAGAUGGAGAGGAGGCAGGAGGAGGUGGAGGCGUCAGGGGAGGCCUUGGCUCAAGAGAAGAGUUCCAUACUGACUAAGAAAGCAGCCAGUGAACAGCGAAUCAGAGAGCUGGAGGAUGACAUUAAAGCCCUGACACUGAAGGCUUUGGAACGAGAGACUGAGCUGGAGAGGAUGAAGGAGAGGACCAAGAAGCACGCAGUUCAAAGGAGGGAGGAGGAGAAAGAGAGGAACGUUCUGCAGCUCACGCUGGAGCAGACCGAGGGAGACCUGCGGAGUCUGUCUGCUGAGUUCCAGGGUCUGAGGAGCUCCCUGGCCCAGAGAGACACACACGCCCUACAGCUACGGGACACCAUCACCACCCUAACAUACAGGCUGAAUACGGCACAGAGGAAAGAGGCAGAGAGCGAGGCCGCCCUGGCUGAGAUGCGGGGCCUGCGGGAGCGUCUGGGGGCCAGCGAGCGUUGUGCGGAGGGCCUGAAGGGAGAGCUGUGUGCCCUGGUGGCUCAGAGGGACCAGGGUCAGACAGAACUGCACCAGGCCAGGCUCCAGGCGGCACAGCUCACCCUACAGCUAGCUGACGCCAGCCUAGCCCUGAGGGAGGGCAGAGCACGCUGGGCCCAGGAGAGACAGAGCCUGCAGUGCAGCACUGAGAAGGCCAGAGAGCGUCUGGAGAAGCUAAAUGGAGAGAUGCAGCGGAUGGAGGAGAAGCUUCAGGAGGAGAGGAUGGAGAGAGAGAAGGUGGAAGUGGAGCUGGGAAGAGAGAAGGACUGUAACCGGGUGCAGCUGGGUGAGACAUGCAGGGAGCUCCAGGAGCUGAAGGCCAGUCUGAGGGUGGCCCAGAAGGAGAAGGAACAGCUGCUGCUGGAGCAACAGGACCUGAUGGAGUACCUGCGUCAGGUGGAACAGAGGAGGGAGGCUGUGGCAGAUGCCAAGUGGAGCGCUGCAGUGUUCACCCCCACCAGUCUCCAUGACAGUCCUCUGUCUGACUCUGAGGAUGAGAACCCUGAGGCCCUGCAGCCCCCCCGCCAGCCCCCCCGCCAAACCUCCAGGCAGCCCCCCCUCUCCUCCCGCCCCCUGGCCCAUUACAGCCUGUGUGACCCCCAGGCCCAGCCUGACUCCCUGCUCCCCUGCACCCCCCCUUCCUCCCCCAGAGACAUGUCCCGGUCCCUGUCCCGAGGGGGCGUGGUCAUCAGCCAGCCCGCCCCCCUGUUGUUGCCCAGGCAAUCGGGCGGAGACACCCUAACACACAGCUCUGAGUCGGAGGAGGAGGGUAACACCGACCAGUGCGGAGGACACAGCUCUGGAGAGGAGACAGCCAUGCUGCUGCCUGAGACCACAGAUACGGUCCUCAGUGACCUGGCUAAUACCUCUCAGUGGUAGAGAGUGGAGAUACAGGACCAGGUUAACAACAGCACUGUCAGUGUGCUCUUUACUUUAAUUCAGCAUUCAGCGCACAAGCACACACACACUACAAUUCACCUCCUCUGACAAACUAUGUUAAUAUGCAAUUUGCUUCUACAUUGUAUAUGAACUUCUUCUUUGGUGUGACUUCUAGGCUGUUAUGCUGCCUCUGUACAUAACAUGGGUCCAAAGAAUGACAUAAUACCUGUCAUAACAGGUCGUGACAGCUCAAAUCAUAGUUACGACCUAUCGUGACUGUUCUAAAGCGUGAAACGUUUAACAUUUAAGGCUUAGUUAGAUGUUUAAUAGUUCAUGUUCCAUAACAGGAUUAUUUCCGUUGCAGGAGGAGUGAUGUUGGGAGCUUUAUGACGUGUGUUAUGUCAUUUUUAUGAUGCAGUUAUUAUGAGGCAUCAUGACAGCAACUGUAAUUAAGAUAUUUUGAGUGAAUAUAUCUGUCUCCUUUUCAAAUCUAAAAGUUGAUUUGCGCUCUUCCGUCUGCGUAACAACUUUCAGACUACUGUAAUAAUAGUCAUUGAAACAUACUAAAACUAUGUUCGAAGAGUCAUUGUAAAGUACAGAUACAUAUCAUGUUUUUCCUCCUUAUAUUCAAACCUAAGAUAUUAUAUUAUAAGCAUUUUCUGUUGUUCAUUAUUAGACUAUUUAAUUAUUGCUUUAUUAGUGGUGUUCUAGUACUAGUUGAGAGGUGACUCAAAGAUAGAGAAGCAUCCGGAAUGGGGAAGAACUGUUGAAAACGCUUCUGAAAAGGGUGAACGUUUGAGUUGAGUGGGAGAGCAAUCAGGUUGAAUGUAGACUGGAAGAGACACUCUAGAACGGUGGUUGCUACUAAUUACGGUGAGAGGAAUGACAUUUUAAUGUUCUCUCAUGUUUUUAUUGCACAAUAUGUUUUACUCCCAAUAUUCUAUCCUCAGCAACAUAAAGCUAUUGCUCCUGCAUGCUGGUAGCUGUAGAGCCACUGCAAUAUUUUCAUACAUUAGACCAGAUUUAAAUCUUAAAUCAGUGUGUUGUUUUAAAGCAAAUAUAAUGUAUGUGUUUAGAAGUCCUAGAAGAUCAUUAGUAUUACACUAGAUUCACUGAACAUGAUAUACAGAAAAUAUCUGCUUCAGAGUGAAGAAGCCAUUCUAAAUUUGUACCUAAAAGAACAAAUUGGUAAACGAAGGAAUUUCAUCAUAAUAAGAGAAUCUAUUUAUGGAUACUGACGUUGCAAGACUUGUUGGGAGUGUUGCUACUAUUUCUCAAUGAAGGCUGCCCUGGAAAAGAUUGUUACUACUGGGUCAAUAAUACUAUAUAACUUCUUCAUGAUUUUCUACCAAAACUCAGCUUGAGUUAUAUGGUAAUGAAAUUAUAUCCAGAUUUAGUUUAAGCUACACAGUUGAUAUGUGUAAUAAGAAGAAAAUACUAAAGCUAGGGUUUUAAAGCUUGCUAAUGAAAAAGAAUGCGCUUGGGACACUUUGCUUGGUCGAUUUGUAAUUUGCUGCAUUUGCACUAGUUAUUUUGCUAUAGGAGAUGUUUUGGGGACGGAACAUUUAUUUUAAUUUAACAUAAUGAUACUCAUCAUUAAUACUGUCUAUGUUAUGUCAUCUAUUCUCAUUAUCAUAAUCAUUACCAUCUUGUGUUGUGUUUACUCUUCUUCAUUUCUUUUUCUUUCCCAGAUUUUCUGUCUAAAGGUCAAUUUAACUGUAUUAUCUAUCACGACUGUCUGGUAAGGUUUGAAAAGUUAGUCCAAAGGGUAGAGAUAUUGGUGCUACUGUAUAGGACAACAGUUUGUUCACACAUGGGUUGUAGCCAUAGUGAAAGUGUGACAUCUGUAACAUAUAACUCAGGCCAUUAUAAUAACAACUUUGUCAGCAUUGAUGGACAUCCUUGCUCAUUGAAGGCUGUGCUUCAGUGGGUUUUGGAGUACCCCUCUUUGUCGCUACACCCUUUCAGCUAUACCUGUAGUGUAGUCUAGUACUACAAAUCUGGUUGCUACCCUGGGUGGGUGAUUUUGACAUCCUGGUAUGUGUACCAAAAGUUCCGUAGCACUGAGAUCUAUCGUUUUGUUGUCGUCAUUCUAGAUUUCUGUUGGAAAUUCUAUUAUAUUUCUAUGUCUACUGUGAGCUAUUUGAGUGUAUAGUGUAACUUGUUUUCAGGAUACCUAUCUACUCAUUGCAAUAAAGCUCCAGUGGUUUUCUGGUGUGUAUGUUUGUUGAGGUCAUCUUACUUAUACAAAAUAAUUGUAGUUAUUGGUAGUACUAUAUACUGUCUGUUCAUGUGGGUGGGUUUCUGUAAUAAAAUAAAACAUGUAUGUGUAUCAA
Molecule: messenger RNA, 5317 nt
Organism: Coregonus clupeaformis (lake whitefish)
Lineage: Eukaryota; Metazoa; Chordata; Actinopteri; Salmoniformes; Salmonidae
Product: calcium-binding and coiled-coil domain-containing protein 1
Exons: 15
Coding region: 972-2981 (669 amino acids)
Source: RefSeq, a predicted model, not a curated record